Kluyveromyces marxianus DMKU3-1042 is the source of this 1383-nucleotide messenger RNA. RefSeq lists its product as uncharacterized. The record is from RefSeq and is a predicted model, not a curated record. Bases 1 to 1383 code for a protein of 460 amino acids. The transcript has a single exon. Lineage: Eukaryota; Fungi; Ascomycota; Saccharomycetes; Saccharomycetales; Saccharomycetaceae.
AUGCAGCUUCGUGUGCUAUUUGAUAAACUGUUGAAGAAACAGUACGUUUGUUGGGUGUGUUUAGAUUCGGAGUGUGAUAAAGAUGAAUGGAUUGUUCACGAAUGUGGGUGCAACUUACAAGUUCAUCGAAAGUGUCUUAUAGGAUGGAUAUUUGACUUGAAUAAGUCUAAGCUAGGUAGCUACUACACUUAUGAUACGUAUAAGAUCAAUACUGCUGAGGAAGUUUCCAGACGAAUGUGUUACCUUAUUGAUAAACACAGAGACAUGGGAAGAGAGGUCGGGUUUGCUGAAACGGUACAAAUGAUACCUGUAGUAGGGCAAACAUGGGCUAGUUUUAUAUGUGUUGGAGAUUUAAUGUUCAGGGCUUUUGCUCGUCUAAGUGCACCUGAUAGUUCCUUUUCUUACGACGAUCUUUGGAGGGGUCUACCACAAGACAUUCCACCUUGUCCUCAAUGCAAACAGAAGUUAUUGAAAACAACGUCAGCGUUACAAUAUAGAUCGAAAUCUGUUAUCUUGAGUCUGUUUGCCUUAGGUCGUAAUGUUACGAGAUAUACAGCAACAUUGCUAACUCUCCAUAGUUAUUUCUUCAAUCCAGUGAAGUCUCUUUUUAAGGUUGGGCUAUGGCAACUACGAACUCUCUUUUCGGAAUCCUCUUUAAGAAAGCUUCUAGAUAUUUCAAAUACCAAAGCCUUGGAUGUUUAUGCUGACUCCUUCAAAGGUUUGCUUUCACUUUCGUCUCACAAGCUGUGCAGUAUAAUCGGUUUCCCAAUCUAUCUGUUUAUGGUCAACGGGAAUGGAAACAUGCCUAUAAUCAUUAAAAUUGGGUUCCCAUACUUCUUUCUUCAAUAUGCUCAGGGACAAAGACUUCUAAGAAACUCUAUCACUUGCCAUAGCAUAGCAUUAGGGCUCCAUAACCUUCUUGUACGCCCCUUGAUAAACAAAAUUCACAAUGUAUGGAUACAAGAAACCAAGCCAUACUUCCUUUCGAAACAAAUCCUUCAACAAAGCAGACCGUCAGAAGACUCAACUGGAAGUUUGAUUCAGGGGAAUGUUGAGGCCUCUGAUUUGAUUAUAAGAUCUCAAUGGUAUGACUCUCUCGUUGCUGCCCUCGCUUGGCCUUUCAUAUGCAAAUGGUUGGGCCAAAAACUAUUUGCCUACUGUCCUCAGAUAAAUGCGUGGCUGCUCAACAAGUACCCUAAUUCAACUCCAGAUGAGUGUACUAUGGCACAUAGCUUGAUAUGCAGUGUUAUACUCUACAUCAGUUAUGGAUUUGUAAAAUUAGGCAUAACUUACUUGCGGAUGAAAGAGAUAAAGGAAGUUCAGAGUAUAGUUAGAUUAUCAAAUGAACCACAAGCUGAACCUGAUGCGACAAUAAUUGAAUGA